AUCCCAAAAAGUGAUCGUAGGCAAGUGAUUCCAAAAAGGUGACCCAGCCACAACGCGAGUCUCUCUCUCUUUCUCUCCAACACAGAUACACAGAUUCUACUAUCAAUUCUCACACAUUCACACCCUCACUGCGUGAAAGAUUUGCACAUUUUGUGGCCACUCACUUCCUGUGUGCGUGUGAAGAGCCUCUCCGUUGCAAGCGGCGCCAUUCCAGUUCAAAUGGAGGCUAACAACGGUGGCGCUGUGGCGGCCGAUCUGCCGGAGGGCUUCCCCUCCGUAAUCCCGGGUUGGUUCUCCGAGAUUAGCCCAAUGUGGCCUGGAGAAGCACACUCAUUGAAGGUGGAAAAGAUAUUGUUUCAGGGAAAGUCCGAUUACCAGAACGUAAUUGUUUUUCAGUCAUCAACUUAUGGAAAGGUUCUUGUCUUGGAUGGAGUGAUUCAACUCACAGAGAGGGAUGAGUGUUCUUAUCAAGAAAUGAUCACUCAUCUUCCACUUUGCUCCAUUCCCAACCCGAAAAAGGUUUUGGUAAUUGGGGGAGGAGAUGGUGGAGUCCUGCGUGAAGUGUCGCGCCAUUCAUCAGUCGAGAAGAUAGAUAUCUGUGAGAUCGACGAAAUGGUAGUUGAUGUUUCUAAACAGUUCUUCCCAAGCGUAGCCAUUGGAUUUGAUGAUCCCCGUGUCACACUACACAUCGGAGAUGGAGUGGCGUUUCUGAAGGCUGUCCCUGAAGGAACCUAUGAUGCAGUCAUAGUAGAUUCCUCAGACCCAAUUGGCCCCGCUCAGGAGCUGUUCGAGAAACCCUUCUUUGAGUCCGUUGCUAGGGCUCUUCGCCCGGGUGGCGUUGUCUGCACACAGGCCGAGAGCAUAUGGCUUCAUAUGCACAUUAUAGAGGGCAUUGUUGCAAACUGCAGCCAGGUUUUUAAAGGCUCUAUCAACUAUGCUUGGACAACAGUUCCUACAUAUCCAAGUGGGGUUAUCGGCUUCAUGCUGUGUGCGACUGAGGGGCCUGCCGUUGAUUUCAAGAAUCCAGUAAACCCAAUUGACGGUCGUGUUGGGGAUAAGGGAGAGUUGAAGUUUUACAACUCUGAGAUCCAUUCUGCAGCUUUCUGCUUGCCCUCAUUUGCCAGAAAAUUGAUUCCGGCAAAAGACUGAUUGAUAUGGUAAAGGUAAAACUACUGGAUUAAAUUUAUUUUUUUCUACAAAUCUUGGAGUGAGAAACCUAUGUUUCAUUUUUGUCUGGACAAUGUAAGAAUUCAUUUUCGUUGAACCAUUUAUUAUGAUCAUGUAAUUUCCAUAAA
This is a messenger RNA of Salvia hispanica, 1295 nucleotides long. RefSeq names its product spermidine synthase-like. NCBI's taxonomy places the organism in Eukaryota, Viridiplantae, Streptophyta, Magnoliopsida, Lamiales, Lamiaceae. Gene Ontology annotation, biological process: spermidine biosynthetic process. The record is from RefSeq and is a predicted model, not a curated record. Gene Ontology annotation, molecular function: spermidine synthase activity. Gene Ontology annotation, cellular component: cytosol.